Molecule: messenger RNA, 866 nt
Organism: Nyctereutes procyonoides (raccoon dog)
Lineage: Eukaryota; Metazoa; Chordata; Mammalia; Carnivora; Canidae
Gene: CLDN6
Product: claudin 6
Exons: 2
Coding region: 90-755 (221 amino acids)
Biological process (GO): cell adhesion; bicellular tight junction assembly
Cellular component (GO): bicellular tight junction; plasma membrane
Molecular function (GO): structural molecule activity
Source: RefSeq, a predicted model, not a curated record
GACCCCCGCCUCCGCCCCGGCCACACACUCGGCGGCUCCUACGAAUCCCGGUGGGCCUCUUCGCAGCUCCUGUCCCCCUCCACUUUGCCAUGGCUUCUGCUGGCCUGCAAAUCCUGGGGAUCAUCCUGACGCUGCUUGGCUGGGUGAAUGCCCUGGUGUCCUGUGCCCUGCCCCUGUGGAAGGUGACCGCCUUCAUCGGCAACAGCAUCGUGGUGGCCCAGGUGGUGUGGGAGGGGCUGUGGAUGUCCUGCGUGGUGCAGAGCACAGGCCAGAUGCAGUGCAAGGUGUACGACUCCCUGCUGGCGCUGCCCCAGGACCUGCAGGCUGCCCGCGCCCUCUGCGUCGUCGCCCUCCUCUUGGCCCUGCUCGGGCUGCUAGUCUACCUCGCGGGAGCCAAGUGCACCACCUGCGUGGAAGACAAGGACUCCAAGGCCCGUCUGGUGCUAGUCUCUGGGAUCAUCUUUGUCAUCUCAGGGAUCCUGACCCUGAUCCCUGUCUGCUGGACGGCCCACGCCAUCAUCCGGGAUUUCUACAACCCCCUCGUGUCAGACGCCCAAAAGCGGGAGCUGGGAGCCUCCCUCUACUUGGGCUGGGCAGCCUCUGGCCUUUUGUUGUUGGGUGGGGGGCUGCUGUGCUGCACCUGCCCCUCUGGGGGGUCCCGGAGCUCAAGUCAUUAUAUGGCCCGAUACUCAGCAUCUGCCGCACAUGCCACCUCUCCGUGUGCCCCCGAGUACCCCACUAAGAAUUAUGUCUAAUUCUCAGUCUAACUCCCUGAGCUGGAGAAAUCGUGAUGGUGAUUUAGACAGCUUUGGGCUUGUUUUUUGUCUUUUUUGCUUUUUGGGAGAGGGUUUUCUUUUCUUUUUUUU